This is a messenger RNA of Ogataea haglerorum, 1791 nucleotides long. RefSeq lists its product as uncharacterized. Lineage: Eukaryota; Fungi; Ascomycota; Pichiomycetes; Pichiales; Pichiaceae. The coding region runs from base 1 to 1791 and encodes 596 amino acids. The record is from RefSeq and is a predicted model, not a curated record. Gene Ontology annotation, biological process: vesicle-mediated transport. Gene Ontology annotation, cellular component: intracellular membrane-bounded organelle; Mon1-Ccz1 complex. The transcript has a single exon.
AUGAAUGUCUUCAGUGCAAUCCAUUCCUCCACCUCUAACCUGAUCUCGAAGACAGGAAAUGCGGGAGCAAAUGGCACACGGCCGCCUCAACUGUUGUACUUUUGCAUAUUCGACCCAUCUCUGGGUGACCCCAGCAGGGAAGAUGAUCAACAACUGACAAACCAGAUUCUCGUAUAUCUCAACUUCGAGGAUCGGGAAGUCCGUGACACCGAGAAAGCUAAACGAAUUGGAUUUAUUCAAGGACUUGGUGCAUUUGCCGGCCGUUUCCACAGUUCUGGCGGCGGUCUUUUGAAUUACAUUGACACAGAUAAAUCUAGAGUGGUCACAGGGAUCUUUGAGGAAAAAUACCAUUUCUUCUGUGGACUCAAAUUCGCCAAAGUUGGGGAGUCGUAUGUGCGACGAGGCGUCGCACCGCCAACGUACUUAUUGAAUGAGUUUCAGUAUGGCUACAAUCUUUACCGUAUAAACUAUGGACCCAUAGAUCGGAACGCAAAAACACGACUAGAAGAUUGGUGGCGGAUCUGGCUGACGCAGAAAUUCGAGUAUCCGUCAGGCUUUGGUCUGACUGGCCGAGGAGUGCUGAACUUGCUUUCGGGAUAUCGACGUUCGUCCGUGGAGCUGCCGCUUGGGUUCAGGGCUAACCUUAAAAAUGGUUUGAAGCAGUUUAGCUCAAAAAACGGCUCGCUGGUCGACUUGUUGGUUAUCAACACGAACUGGACACCAACAAAGAACUUCGGCGUGAUAUACUUGAACGACGAAUCACCGAUACCCAGAGAGUGGCUGAUAAACUUGGUGAACCACUUCGAGAGACUCGAUCUUUCUACAGGCCUCUCUACGUACUCGCUAAGACUCAGCAACAUUCCGUCGCUAAAAGCGUACUAUGCUGCUAUUCAGGCCUCGUCAGAAGAAAACCGAACGCUGCUCGAUAGGUCGAUUCUACAGCCUGCUAUUUAUAUUCACGAGCAGUUGACUACACGCGUAUUCAAUCCUUUCACCUCCGCGAUCAACACUGUUGCUUCGGUCCCCCAGCUUGUGUCGUCCAUUGGCUUGUUCGGACUGGGUUCGUCCUCCAACGAGGAGCCUGAAGUUAUGGAUGAAGCGGUUGUGGAAGCCCCGCCAUCGCAAGAAUCGCUGGGCACGGAGCUCACAGGAAAAUACCUACUAGGUGAGACAAGCGAUGGUAGGAUCACGAAGACGGUUCAUCUGGGAGACUUUAUCUUGGAGAUGGUUGUGUACGAAAUCAACGGGAUACUGUUCACCUUGCUGUUCAGAGAGAUUGGCCAGGAGCCUGAUUUUUUUGCUACUCUCCAAUCGCAGCUAGACGAGAUUUACUCCUGCUAUUUUAAUGAUGUGGUCGCUACGCAACUGAGAUCCAUGGAAAAAGACUUGAAAGAAAAUUCAGAUUUCUUCUAUCUAGUAUACAAUCCGCUCAGCAAAGAGAUCAAGACUUCUCUGCCGAAUAUCCCCGACUCGGAUGAUAUCAGAGAAGUCAAAACUUCUGUGCUACCGUCCGAGGGAAUAAGCAGGACGCAGAUAAUCAAUCUCACCUUGAGCCUCAUGACUCACAUCCUGGAGAACCACGAGUUCCUGGGUCUGGAACCAGACGAGAAGGUUGUCAAAAUCAACAGAAACUGGUGGUGUCUGCAUAAGAUGAUCGACGGUAAAAGUGUGAUCGCUCUUAAGAAAUUUUCUCCUAGUGAGUUCAAUUUGGAGGCCGACAAUUUGGUUGCCUCUUUUGGAGCGGAGUUCUGCAAAUGGUACAAUGAGUCUAUCGAAAGCGGAUUUAUCUAG